AUAAUUGUAAUUCAUAGUUCACUUGCAUUCGUUUAUGUUCAUUUCACUUGUUUUGUUAAGCCAUUCGCCUGUUCCUCUUUAUUGGCAGUGGUAAAAAUAGAUCCAAAUCAUUUUCCUAUUUCUCUUUUUGACUACAAUCAUUUUAUACAAUUUUAUCGACCAAUUAACGUGGAAAUUUUCAAUAAAUUAUCCUUUACCCGCGGAAAGUAAUUCGUUUCCAUUUCAAUUCAAAGAAAAUCGUUGAAAUUUAUCUGAAGAAAAAGAAUGAGACGAAACCUGCAGAAAAAAAAAAAGAUUGUUCGCAGAAUAUAAAGCAAGGAAUAGUUACAAAGAACUAACAAAAAAAUCACUAUUAUCUGUCUGAAUGAAGUUUUGACGGUCGUAAAAACUUCAUAAAUCAAGAGCCAAAAAAAGAAUCCUGAGGAACAUGGUAUAUAAUACAUCCAUCGCAUGUAGUGAGCUAAACAAAACACAUGCGAAAACAAGAUAUGUAAGGGAGAACGAAAAAAAAGCGAACGAAAAAAAAAUGUGUAAACAUAGCAUAAUGCGGCAUUUUCAUAACAACACAGCACACUCAUAUAUAUAUAUAUACAUAUCGGUGUUCAUUCACUUCUGGAAAAUCAGUACUUUGUUAGCUGUUUGUAGCCAUUCACAAAAAUGGGCUACUUUUUAUAUGUGUGUGUGUGUGUGAGAGAGAGUUUUCGUAGUUUUCUCUUGUAUGCAGUGCCGGAAACAUUUUAGUGUCUUCCUGGUAAAAAGCACAAUUUCCAAUGAAUUUUACGUGGAAUAUUGAUAGCAUUUUCAUAGCUGAUUUCGGCUCUUUUUAUCUGCUGAUCAAUCACAUUUAUUGAAUUAACAUUUGACUUGUUUUAAAUUGAGCGCAAUUUACUGAACAAUGUAAACUGAUAUUUUUGAUAUGGUUUCUUUUCUAAAUUAAGUGAACCGAAUCAAAUUAAAUUCGUUCGGGUUUUUUUUUUCUAGGAAAAAAACAAAGAAAUAUUGUCUUUUUCUUUUGAAUUAUUUUCCUCAAGUCCAUUCACUCCUUCGAGUUCAACGAACUUGGUUCGAUUUUUCUUUUUCUCCCAGCAAUGAAUGGCUUUUUUUUUCCUUUGCUAUCCUCGAGUAAGCGAUGUACAAUGAACCACUUACAAGUUCAUUUGAUGUUGAGAAUGAUGUUUUUCUUUUCUUCACCGAGAGUACCCAUGAUUUGCUGAGUUGCAGUUAACUGGCCACAUAGUGAAACAUGCGAUAUACUCUAUCAAAUGAGGCGUCUCCAAUCAAGUGACUAUAAGAUAGAUGCUAAACACAAAAUAAUCAAAAGAUACUGUACGCAAAUCUCGUUACUCUCCAUUUGGCUUGGUUCAAUUCUGUUCGGUCGUAUUUUUUUCUUCUGCCUUUAAUUUUCUUCCAUUGUCGGCGGCGAUGCGCCAUCGGUAUAUUGUGAUUUAAUCACGAAUGAUUGCACUGUCGCGCCGCUCUAUGUUCAUUCCCAUGCAAUUCCAUUUGGGUCCGAAGGUGGUGCGAGUGUAAUCUACCCAUCUGCAUAUUCUCACAUUGUUAUUCAUCAUAAAGAGUCAUUUUGAUGCUUCUUCUGUUUUACAUAAUUUUCAUCUUGAGAAUGUGCUCGUGUCUAAUGAAAAUAUCCAAACCAUAAUUUAAAAGUAUUUCUGCACCAAAUAAGAAUUUAAUAAACUGUCAACGACUCUUUUAUCCAACGGCUCUUAGUUGUCUCCUCCUUCUGCUCCUCUCUCGCUGCCUUGGUUCGGCCCAGCUAGAUAGCAUAAAUCCAUCAUGAAAAAUGUAUCGAUCGACUAGCGACUUAGAAUUAGUCGAUUACAGUGUACUCAUUCAUUCCGUGGCUUUGGAUGAUCAUUGCUAUCCGGCGACACGAGAUGAAUGCUUUGACAAUGAUUAAAUAAAAGAGCUAUUUAAAUAUAACAUUCAUCCAUAUCACAAGAAAAUGCUGUUAAAUUAGAUUAAGUGCGCUGACGUGCACGGCAAGUGUUGAAUGUACACAAAUUUUCGAAAUUAAAAUGCAUAUUAUUGCAAUGAGUGAAUGUCAAAAUAAUAGCUAUUCAGUUGAGAUGCAGUAUGGCUGCUGCCACAAAAUGCUAAAAUAUCAUCUCAUGACUCGGUGCAAUUCGGUGCAAUUUUCGCCACACCGAAAUGAUUUCGUAUGCUGUUCAGGCAUUGGAAAUGCCGAAAACAGUGAGAGAGAAUGGGAACACAUUUCGUUGAAAUCCAUUUUCAUAAAGUUAAGCUGACAUGGUCUUUGGAGCAGCAUGAUACCAUUGUGUUUGCAUUUAUUAGAGGCAGUCUGCCUGUAUGUAAUACGGUGUCUGUGAUUUGCAUUUGAAUCGAAAAUUCCUGAUUUACAAUCGUCCGCACAAUAAGCCUUCGGAGUGAGAGAGAAAAAAAUUACAUGAAAUUCGAAGAUAAUGCUCAAGAUUUUCACUGAGACUGUGUACAUUGAAAGAAGUGGCAAAAAGCGAUGAAUUGAAUGACACUGUGAAAAAUGCAAUAAAAUGCUUUCCUUUUUUGAAUACCUAAGAAAAGGGGUUCAUUGCUAUUGAAAAUGUAAGGACCAUCAACUGGAUAUACUGUACAUAAUAAUGUAUUAGUAUUGGCAUCAGGCGACAUAAAUGGGAACGGUUGAUGUGGUGCAACCACAAAUCAGGAGCAGACAUAAAGUGGUUAGCCAUUGAAUGGGAGAAUUCGACAGAUCAGCAUAUUGAAUUUGGUACUCCAAGAAGAUGCAAUCAAUCAAUACUUGGCGUGUACUUUUCCAUGCAUAUAUGAAGAAGGUUCAUGGACGGCGUCCAUCUCGCUCUGUCUCGUUCCGCUGACAACUGGCGACAAUAAUCUCCUAAUUAUAAGCUAAUGUUGCAUUGAUAUUUCGACGAACUGUGACAGCGAAACCGGCGAAUUGGAACCAUGGAACGUAAAUUGUUGUAUGCCUUUCGAGGAUGGAUUGCCUUCGUCGCGUUUAUGGAUUUGGGCACAGCAUUUCGCAGUUACAUCGAAAAGCGCAGUUUUUUGGGCGAUCCAUCCGAUUCACAAUACAUUGCUGGUGACUACACAAUAUCACGUAUAAUCGGAAUGUACUGCAUUUUAAAAGCGUUUGCCUUAGUUCAUUGUACAUUAUACAUCCAUUACAAGCCCGUUGUGAGUAUGGGAGGUUGUUCAUUAGCACUAACAAUGAUUUUGUACUUGACGGAAGCGUUGUAUUUCCGAUCGAGCACAUUAACAUUCUACGUAAUAUUCCCAUGUGUACUUAAUUCAAUCACAUUGAUUGGCCUUAUUUAUAUUCCAAAGAGAUUGCGUUUAUGGGAUCCACAUAUUGACAAUGGUGACGAAAACUCGCAGUUGUUGAAACAAAUGGGCGGAUUUAAGAAGCGUCGUGUGCCGAAAAAAAUGCCCUAAACUGAAUCGAAUUUGGCAGGCGUUUAGCAAAUGAUAGUGGAACUCUGCCUCCGACCCAUAUACCGAACAUCAUUCAUACACACACACACACACACACGCGUUCACAUACAUACUCAAAAGCCGAGAUCGAGUCCAUCUCUUUACAUGAACUGCUUACAAAUUUCAAAACGUUCUCUUAUAAUGAAUCAAAUUUAACCCAUUUUCAACCGAAUGAUCGAAAAACCAAACAUUUUGUAUGGAUGAAAAAGAACGCACGGUAGCAAAUGGGUUAAGCUUACCAUACACAUACACAUUACUAAAUUAAUUAAAGCCUGUUCAAUUACAAUAUUCCCAUUUCAUCGAUAAACAAACUUUUUACACUUCACCUUCAUACAAAGAAAAAUAAAAUAGAAAAAAUUUGUAACUCGUUAAAUGCUAAAUUUCUUGCAGUGAUACUUGCUCGCCUAAAUCGAACAACAGGUGCAUGAUAAAAAAAAAAGUAGACAGUAGCCAAAUACAAAAGUUUGAAAUGAAACACGGUGCCUACGUUGAAAACUUAGAGGUUCGUGUUUUGGAUUUUGCAUUCAUUAUAAGGUUGAUCAUUUAAAUAAAGCAUAACCGACAGAAAUAAGCACCAAAAUAAAUUCCCAAAAAAAAAAAUCAAUUUUGAUUCACUAAAGAAGACAAAAAAAAAAUUAUUAUAGCUUUCAAAACUAACAUAUGGUCCAGAAAUAUGCACGAGUAUUUAAAUCAAUUUAUCCAAUUAAAAUUUAAAAAAACACACACGACAACAACUAAUCAUUCAGAAAUCCACAAUCGAAACCAUUUUUCACGUACAAAUACCUAAAGCCUUGCCAAUAAUCUAAUAAUAAUCAAGUGCAAUAGUAGACGAAUUUGCACACUCUAGACGUAUGCAUAUU
This is a messenger RNA of Sitodiplosis mosellana (orange wheat blossom midge), 4322 nucleotides long. RefSeq lists its product as uncharacterized. The coding region runs from base 2935 to 3423 and encodes 162 amino acids. Gene Ontology annotation, cellular component: membrane; endoplasmic reticulum. Gene Ontology annotation, molecular function: protein-macromolecule adaptor activity. The transcript is spliced from 5 exons. The record is from RefSeq and is a predicted model, not a curated record. Lineage: Eukaryota; Metazoa; Arthropoda; Insecta; Diptera; Cecidomyiidae.